Messenger RNA from Penaeus monodon (black tiger shrimp), 2522 nucleotides. RefSeq names its product basic proline-rich protein-like. The transcript is spliced from 5 exons. NCBI's taxonomy places the organism in Eukaryota, Metazoa, Arthropoda, Malacostraca, Decapoda, Penaeidae. The coding region runs from base 69 to 1805 and encodes 578 amino acids. Gene Ontology annotation, molecular function: chitin binding. The record is from RefSeq and is a predicted model, not a curated record. Gene Ontology annotation, cellular component: extracellular region.
AGCCACAGCGCUUCGGGAGAACGUCAGCGAGCAAGCGCGCAGGAUAAUUUCACGAAAGUGUCUGCAGCAUGAUGUUGCGGGCGGUGUCUUUGGUGAUCCUUGGUACGUGUGUAGCGUGGGCCGAGCGCGACCUGGACCGCCUGGUGGCGGGGCCUCCAAUGCGGCACGGCGUCCCGGGCGUGCAGACCUUCGGCGAGGCCGAAGCACUGGCGAGGCCUCAGGACCUCACGCGGCCUCUCCCUCGUCCUCCACACCUCAGAAAUUCUCCCACUCCGCCUCUCGGCUUCCAGCAGCACCCUCAGGUCCAGCCGACGCCGCCUCCAGGAUACCAGCCGAUGCCCCAGGUGCAGCCUACGCCUCUUCCUGUCCAGACACUGCCGGAGGCGCUGCACGAGGAUAAAACGGCACCGCUGCCUCCGAAGAGCGAACUCCUGAGGCCGUUUCCUCGUCCCGGAAGGCCACAGACCCAUCCCGGCCUGGCGGACGCCCCUAUGCGGUCCUCUUUUCUAGGCGCUGGUCGCCCCGAGCCCCUGCCUGGCCCCCUGCCCCAGUGGCCCCAGACGCUCCCCGCGCCCUUGCCCGGGACGCCCGUCGUCCUCCCGGGAAUCCUACCAGUGAUCCCAGAGACCUUGCCGGCCACGCUCCCGGAGGAAAAGGCCGCAUCCCUACCGCCCAAGUCUCAGCUCACCAAGCCGGCCUCUCACCCUCAGCCCCUUCCAGCUGCCCUCCCUCAGGGCGUCCAGACCCUGCCCGCUGUGCUUCCAGGCCGCCCUCAGACGCUCCCAGCUGACCUGACGGAGGGGAAGACCUCCCCCCUGCCCCCUAAGUCAGAGCUCACCAAGCCGGCCUCUCGCCCUCACCAGACCGAAGACAACGAUGGUUUCGCCCCCCUUCCAACGGGCCCUCAGGUCCAGCCCAGACCGCCUCCCCGGGACCUUACCAAACCCGCCCCCCGACCACCUCGCCCGCAGGUGCAGCCCACGCACCCGUCAGGCUUUCAGCCCGCGCAGACCUUGCCAGUGGAGCUUCCAUCAGACAAAACAGCGCAGCUUCCUCCCAAAUCGGAGCUUCUGAAGCCCGCCUCCCGACCGCCUCGCCCUCAGGUGGACCCAAAACCCACCCCGGGACAACUCACCAAGCCAGCUUCUCGCCCUGAUGACUCUGAAGAAAAUGAUGGCUUCGCCCCCCUUCCAACGGGCCCUCAGGUCCAGCCCAGACCGCCACCCGGGGACCUUACCAAGCCCGCCCCUCGAACACAACACUCACAGGUGCAGUCCACACCUCCGUCAGGUUUUCAGGCCGCGCAGGUCCUCCCCGAGAGACCGCCAGCCGAUUUGAAACCAGCCGCGCGUCCUCAGAGCCAAGCAAGCCCUGCGGGCAAGCUGACCAAGCCAGCCUCGAAGCCCGUGCGACCGCAGCGCCUGCCUGGGGAACUGAGCCAGAACCCAGACGAGAAGCAGUUCUUCCGCGAAGACGCUGGGCCAUUCGCCUCCCCCGCCGAGGUCCCUGAUGUCCUCGCGUUACUUCCCGUUUCCCAUCAGUUGACGCAGGUCCCUCGAGACGUGCGGUUCUCGUGUCAGAACCGCUAUCCGGGGAUGUACGCCGACCAGGAUUACGAAUGCCAGGUGUUCCACUGGUGUCUCGGCGAUGAGAGGAUGUUCAGCUUCCUGUGCGGGUACGGGACCUCCUUCAACCAGCGCCUUUUGACCUGUGACUACCAGCAUCUGGUCCGGUGUGACCUCGCUGACCAGGCCUACGAGGUCAACACCAGAGUGUGGAAUGAAAACGGUGACUUCAUAUUCUGAAACGAAUAUGUUUCAGUAGGAUAAAUGUUAUAAUAACGAUAAUCAUUCUUAAAUAACUUUGUUAAGAAUAAAUGCAAUAGUUAAUAAUAACUCUGCAGAUUGCUAAUAUGUGUCGUAAACACAUGAGGCACCGUGUUUAGAUAAUGCAAGGUAUUUUUGUAUUUACUGCCUGCAUUUUCAUGACUGCAGUCUCUUGCGAAGAAAUGGGGAACUGCAGUGUUGGACUUAUCACAGAAACAUCACUGGGAUCUCUCUUGGCACAUUAACUUGCCAGUAUUUUUUUUUUUUGGGGGGGGGUAAUGUCAAUGACUGUUUAUAGAAUAUACUUCUCCUAGCCUUAUUGUACGUACAAAAGUUUGCUGUUCUACUGUAUAUGUAUACACAAAGAUAAGAACGAAUAUAAGCAAUAUCUUCAGCCCGUAUCAACAGGACAAUCUCCUCCCACUCUCGUCCAGUCCUUCCACUCUUGCGAUCUCUCUUUCCCAUCUCAGACCCUGAAUUUCCCUUUGCUCUGUGCCAUCCAACACAGGUCUUGUCCUUUGCCACUUCGUUUGCUUUUAGUGGGAAUCCAAUUUGUGAUCACAAUCCCCUCCCUGUUCCCUAGACUUCCUGGAAUCUUAUGUGUCAAGAGAACGGGAACAGCUGACACCGGUUUAGGUUUGCUCAUUUUUUGGUCCAUUUAUACCUCCCACUUUAUGAAUUACAUCUUUACACGUU